AUGCGCCGCUACUUCUCCACUCGCUCCUCCCGCCGCCUCUCCACGGCAGAAGUGCCCUCUGAAAAAGAUGUCGACGCAAACUCUAACCAACCCUCGGAGGACGUGAACGAUACGCAGACCACGACCGAGGCGACCGCAGUGCCGCCCGCGCCUGUCGCACCUGCGAGCUUGAAGAUCAAGCGCGUCGACCACUACUGGAGCACGUGGUCGAAGUCCUGGAAGUACAGGAACACCGGCUCUGGGAUCGUCGCGGAGGCAGUGCGUCCUGUUGGCAACGGCAGUGACAACGAUCCGUGGGCGAAUUUCUGCUUUGUCGUUGUUCGCAAGAUCCCUGAGCCCAAUAAGCAGCUGGAGGGCGCAGAGAUCACUUUCCAGGUCGUCGUCAAGAGUCCGUACUUGCUGAAGGCCUGCAAGGAGGUCAUAGGCACUGUCCCAGGACUGUCGUGGACGGCCGAGCCGCUUGAGCUCGACCCCCAACUGUUGAUCGCAUUCUUCCCCCGGUUCGAGCAAUACGAGAAGGCCCUCCACGCUAAGGCGCGCACGCCCGAGGAGAACCACAUGUUCGGCGCAGUGGGUGUCCUCCUCGAUUACCUGCGCAAGGACUACCGCGGCACUCUCGCGCGCAUCGCGAGCCUCACCGCACAUGGAGAGAUCACCUUCGACCUCCUCUACGCCAUCCUCGUCCCGCGCACGACCAUCAUCACCGAGUGCCCCGUCACCGGGGAGCCGCGCGCGCUCCAGAUCCUCAGCGCGACGAAGAUCGUGACUCCGAUGUGUUCGCUGUACAGCCUCGUGUGCGAGAGCAUCGACUCGACUGAAGAAGGGGCGCACCCUGGCCGUCGGAGCGAGCAGCCCCCCACGUCUACUAGAGACCGUCUUGCUAAAUUGAGAGCUGCGAGGACGGCGCAGGCCCGAAAGGGGCGCGCUCCUGUGUCUGCUAACGACAACACCCAGACCACUUCGAGCGCGGCCGCCUUGAAUGGCCGUGCAUUUGGCCGGGUGCAGAGCAAGAUCGUCAUCUUCGGGUUCAAGGGGACGGAGAAAAUCAACACACUCGAGGCCUAUCCUAUCCAGUAUCAUUCAGAUCCCGAAGGACUGAAGGCACUUCUUCUGGAGCGUGGACGGAAGUGGGCUUCAUUGAAGGGGAUUCACCACAUGCUUUACACGGGCACGGCCGCUCUCACCGCAAACGUCGGGGGCAGUAAGAAGUUACUCAAGUACAAUGUCGACUCUCGUGUCAUGAUUGAUCGAGGCAACUUCAUCCGACUGAAUCCGAACUAUGAAAUGCCCAAGGCAAACAUCGCACAGUCAGCGCAAGAGCAACAGACUCAACUUUUCUGGGAUCCCAACACGUGUAUGAUUCGGGGUUCCGUCAUUAAUCUCACUUUCCUGUUACUGAUGGCCCUCUAUUUAGCGACAUAUACCAGUCCCAUAGAUCAUAGCGACGGUGUGCCUAUGCUUGACGUCCGUACGAAACAUCAAGAAGAGGAAGCACCUCUGACAGACGAGGAGUACAUCCUCGCGUCUCCUAUUCUCUAUGGCUUCAGUCUCUCUGACAAAGUUUGGCUUGAGUUCAAUGUAGAGUAUGUCCAACCGAUCAAUUGGAACGAGGAAGCGUUCGAGGGACUUGUCCUCGCCGCGGAUCGGAAGAACCUUCUCCGCUCCCUAGUCGACGCGCAUAACGCCGACCUCGGGUUCGACGAUUUCGUGCAAGGCAAGGGCCAAGGAUUGAUCAUCAACCUCUUUGGUCCCCCUGGUGUCGGAAAGACCCUAUCAGCGGAGGCGACCAGCGAACACGUCCGUGCUCCGCUGUAUGUCGUCGGCGGUGGUGAUCUGGGAACGAAAGCGGCCGAUCUCGACGGAGCUCUUGAGCGAGUGUUUGACAUCGCGACGAGCUGGAAGGCAAUCGUGCUCAUUGAUGAGGCGGAUGUCUUCUUGGAACGUCGCUCUCUUCACGACUUGGAGCGCAACGCCAUGGUUGCGGUCUUCUUGCGCCAUGUCGAGUAUUACCGUGGCAUCCUUUUCCUCACAACGAAUCGGAUUACCGCGUUCGACGAGGCCUUCCUCUCCCGUAUCCAUGUCGCCUUAAAUUUCUCCGAGCUCAGCGUCUCGGCCAAGGUCCAGGUCUGGCGUUCGUUCCUCACCAAGGCGGGCGUAUCCGACUUCGACGACGCGCUCGUCCAGAAAAUUGCGGAGCGCGACAUCAACGGCCGACAGAUAAAGAAUGCUUGUCGCACCGCGCAAUCGUUGGCGUUCAGCCGUGGCGAGAGCCUUGGUUUCGCGCACCUUGGUGAAACAUUGGAUGCAAUGGAGGAGUUCACGACUGAGUUUGCUGCUUUGGAUAGGGUUCGAGCAGCAAGUGCCGUGUAG
Messenger RNA from Dichomitus squalens LYAD-421 SS1, 2370 nucleotides. Its product is annotated as P-loop containing nucleoside triphosphate hydrolase protein. The record is from RefSeq and is a predicted model, not a curated record. The transcript is spliced from 7 exons. NCBI's taxonomy places the organism in Eukaryota, Fungi, Basidiomycota, Agaricomycetes, Polyporales, Polyporaceae. Gene Ontology annotation, molecular function: ATP hydrolysis activity; ATP binding. The coding region runs from base 1 to 2370 and encodes 789 amino acids.